Messenger RNA from Orcinus orca (killer whale), 5918 nucleotides. It is a transcript of the gene TBL1X, whose product is annotated as transducin beta like 1 X-linked. Gene Ontology annotation, biological process: regulation of transcription by RNA polymerase II. Gene Ontology annotation, cellular component: histone deacetylase complex. The record is from RefSeq and is a predicted model, not a curated record. Bases 2900 to 4273 code for a protein of 457 amino acids. Gene Ontology annotation, molecular function: protein binding; transcription corepressor activity. The transcript is spliced from 14 exons. NCBI's taxonomy places the organism in Eukaryota, Metazoa, Chordata, Mammalia, Artiodactyla, Delphinidae.
GCACUCGGCGUUCACGUUCGGUAUCGAGAGCCACAUAAGCCAGUCCAACAUCAAUGGGACUCUCGUGCCGCCGGCUGCCCUCAUCUCCAUCCUGCAGAAGGGCCUGCAGUAUGUGGAGGCCGAGAUCAGCAUCAACGAGGUGGUUGUGUCGUUUUCCAUAUCCAUGCGCACAUCGCCAGCUGUGGACUGACGUCACACUACGUUGCCAAAUGGGAAAAACACGCAGCAGAUCCGCAGCUGCUUUAUACGUUCAUCCCUGGGUAUGCACCUGGGAUUGGUUCCACGACCUGCCGCAGGUACCAAAACCCGUAGUGCUCGGGUCCCACAGUUGGCCCUCCUGUAUCCGCAGAUUCCACAUCCGCGGAUUCUAGCAGCCGCGAAUGGUAAACGUAGUAGUAAAUGUGUUGAAAAAAAAAAAAAUCCACGUAUAGUGGACCUUGCCAGUUCAGACCUGUGUUGUUCAAGGGUCAGGGGUACUUCAGGACAGGUGUGGGCCUUGCACGUGCACAGAAGACGCCCUCCCCCCCUGGAAUAUUUUGAGCAGUUCAGUCGAAGAGGGAUCCUGGGAAACAUUUGCCUAGAAUCUGUGGUUCGUGUGGACCCGACAGAGGGCACAGCCAGAGACCACGGAGGACAGAUGAGGACUGUUGUGUUCGAGAGGAUUCCAAGGGAUGGUUUUGUUACCCGUUGAAGAGCUGCAGGGGAAGGGGGCAGUUGUAUCCAUAAUUAUAAAUUUAAGUCACUCCAAUUUGUUUGUGUCCCCUCCCUCUUUAUAGAUUGGGGCACAGUGUUCCCUCCCUCUUUAUAGAUUGGGGCACGAUGAGUCCUUGGGCCAACUUCAUACCAAUUUUUAAAUGGGCUCUUUUGGUUGAAAACAGUGCCCGUCUCCCCUGUUCUAUUUUGCUCUUGGGAUCGUACUGUGAAGAUGCCCGGGGCCUCCUGUGAUGUCCAAGGCCUCCCUUGCAUCUCGGUCUGAGCCCCUCUUACUUUCACCGCACUUCCCGCCGUCUCUCCUUCUUUCUGCCCUCGUUUCUCCCACCUCGGUCUGGCACGCUGCUCUGCCCCAACUUCCCGUCUCCUGUCACGGUCCAUCCUGCACAGCUGACGCCGUCCACUGCCCACAUGCCCCUCUUUACCACCAAGUGUCCCCUUCCCGGGUCACACCACCCUCGGGCCCAAGAUCUUCCUGAACCCUUCAGUUUCCUCCAUCCCCUCUCCUUCUGUACUGCUCUCACCCUUACAAGCCUGUCUUUUUUUUUCUUUUCUUAACAUCUUUAUUGGAGUAUAAUUGCUUUACAAUGGUGUGUUAGUUUCUGCUGUGUAACAAAGUGAAUCAGUUAUACAUAUACAUAUGUCCUCAUAUCUCUUCCCUCUUGCGUCUGCCUCACAAGCCUGUCUUAUGCAUAGCGUUUAACUCCACUUUCUCUUCAGCUUUUAAAACUAUGGAAGGAAUGUAUCUUGUGUUCUGUCACGUGUAUUCCUCUGCUGUUUUCCAAAACCCCACAUCCUUAAAAACACCUGAGUGUCUGCCUACCCUGCGCUCUUUCUUGCCUAACAACGGGCAGUCUCCUCUUUCCUUGUCUUACAUUGGGUGCCUGGGAUCUUCCACCAGCAACUUGAGGCCCUGUCGCGUCUCUCUUUCCACAAAACAAACAAGUGUGGGGAUAGGGUUACAGGACCCCAGAGGCCCCACCGGCUCUCAGAUUGUGUGAUGCUGAGUGAGAUUGGAUUUCCCUUCCCCCUGCCUCUGUGGCCCCCUGCCCCAGUUUCCACGUCUUUCAUCCGCGGAGAGGCCCCCAUACCUUCUCUCUCUUGGCAAUUCAAAGUCCAGUGUGUCCAGAGGAGAACGAAAGGUCAUCUCAUUUGUCACUUAGGUUUCGGGUAGUUAAAAGUGAGACAGUGUGCUUUUAGAGCUUAAACUAGAAGGUUUUUUGUCACCCUGGGCAGUUACAGCCUUUUGCAAAAUCAUCAUCCACUUGGGGCUUGAAUAUACGAAGAAGGAAGGUGACGUAGAAGCCGGCUGACCCGUUGGUCAGCACUGGCCCCUCCGUGGCUGGAACCCGGGCAGCUGUGAGGUGACUGGCUCCUUUUCCCAUGUUCUCUGUUAUUUUAUGUUGUUUCCCUGAUUUUCAAGUAUUGUAUAGUAACCUGUAGUCAGCUGGGGUGAUGUUUCAUUCACACGCUGUGUUGCUGAAACUUAGGUCCUUCAGUUCUUCCUGAUUUAUGAGAAAACAGGCUAAAACGUGUUUGCACGUCCCGUAGACACACUGAGAGGCUCUGAGUUUCGUGUGAGUGAUAUCUGGAACGCUUUCUAAGGAAAGAACUCCCUCCUGUGUUGCUAAGUGUGUAUGGAAAUGUUUUCAUUAUCUAUGGAAGCCAGAGACUCCAGGGAAGUUCGGAAAACAGGAAUUGUAACUAAACAAUGCUGUUGUUAGAAUAUCGUGGCCGUGUUAGUCUGUGCCCUGAUCCCAGGAAGUCAUUUCAGAUGGUAGCAGAUGUGUGUGUUUUAUAGUACAUCAGACGGACAGAUGCGUUAGGAAUCAUAUCGUGAGCGGUGCGGGAAUGUCUCAUUUGGGCCUGCGGUCUCCGAAGAGAUGUCUGUCCUAUCAAAGGAGAGCGGUUCCACACUUGUCAGAGCGCCUGGGCGGGGUUUCCCACCCUCGGCACUCUUGACACUUGGGGGCCAGAUCAUUCCUUGCUCCGGGGCUGUCCUGGGCCCUGGGGGGUGUGGAGUAGCGUCCCUGGUCUCCACCCGCUAGACGCCAGGAACACCUCCACAGUCGUGACCACCAGAAAUGCCUCCAGACUUGACCACAUGUCCCCCGAGGGGGUAGAAUCGCCCCCCUGUUGAGGACAGUGCGUCAGGGGUAGCCCUGUUGUCGUGACAGGAAGUAUCCGGAUGCAGGACGGCACGGUGUUCGACGGCCGCCCGAUAGAGUCGCUGUCCCUGAUUGACGCGGUGAUGCCCGACGUGGUGCAGACGCGGCAGCAGGCCUUCCGGGAGAAGCUGGCGCAGCAGCAGGCCAGCGUGGCGGCCACGGCGGCGGCGGCGGCCCCGGCGGCCCCGACGGCCCCGGCGGCCGUUUCCCAGCAGAACCCACCAAAGAACGGCGAGGCCACGGUGAACGGGGAAGAGAACGGAGCGCAUGCGAUAAAUAAUCAUUCGAAACCAAUGGAAAUAGACGGAGACGUGGAGAUUCCACCCAAUAAAGCCACCGUCCUUCGGGGCCAUGAGUCUGAGGUGUUCAUCUGUGCCUGGAACCCUGUCAGUGACCUCCUGGCUUCCGGAUCUGGAGAUUCAACCGCAAGGAUAUGGAACCUCAACGAAAACAGCAACGGGGGCUCCACGCAGCUCGUGCUGAGGCACUGUAUACGGGAGGGGGGGCAUGACGUCCCCAGUAACAAAGACGUCACCUCGCUGGACUGGAACAGUGACGGCACACUGUUGGCUACAGGUUCCUAUGAUGGUUUUGCAAGAAUAUGGACGGAAGACGGUAACCUGGCCAGCACCUUAGGCCAACAUAAAGGCCCCAUCUUUGCCUUGAAAUGGAACAAGAAGGGGAAUUACAUUUUGAGUGCUGGAGUAGACAAAACAACAAUAAUUUGGGAUGCCCACACAGGAGAGGCCAAACAGCAGUUUCCGUUUCAUUCCGCCCCUGCCCUUGACGUGGAUUGGCAGAACAACACUACCUUUGCUUCGUGUAGCACAGACAUGUGUAUCCACGUCUGCAGACUCGGCUGUGACCGCCCGGUCAAAACGUUCCAGGGACACACAAAUGAGGUCAAUGCCAUCAAAUGGGACCCUUCUGGGAUGUUGCUAGCAUCCUGCUCUGAUGACAUGACAUUAAAGAUCUGGAGUAUGAAGCAGGAUACGUGUGUUCAUGACCUUCAAGCUCACAGCAAAGAAAUAUAUACCAUAAAGUGGAGUCCCACCGGGCCAGCCACCAGCAACCCCAACUCCAACAUCAUGCUAGCAAGUGCUUCGUUCGACUCUACAGUUCGACUGUGGGACGUGGAGCGGGGUGUUUGCAUCCACACACUCACCAAACACCAGGAACCAGUCUAUAGUGUAGCUUUUAGCCCCGACGGGAAGCACUUGGCCAGCGGCUCCUUUGACAAGUGUGUGCACAUCUGGAACACUCAGAGCGGAAGUCUCGUCCACAGCUACCGAGGCACCGGCGGCAUCUUCGAGGUGUGCUGGAACGCCCGAGGGGACAAAGUGGGCGCCAGCGCAUCGGACGGCUCCGUGUGUGUCUUAGAUCUGCGAAAGUAAACACGAAGUAUUUUAGAAACAAGAAGAGAAUUCUAACGGACCAGCAGUGAAUGUGUGGGGUUGUAGCACUAUUCAAACACGAUUCUGUCAGCUCCAAAACUGUAUGAACUUGACCUUAGAGUGUACUUUGAAAUCAACUCAUCCCUGGCCACAGGAGUCUCUAUUUUUUUGUAAUCUUUAUCAAGAAGUUUAAAGCAAAAACAUACACACAGUCAUAUCAAAGGGGGAAAAGAAUGGUUUCCACCUGGAACAUUCAGCCUGGGAAGCACGAAGCCACCAGCUAGACAGUGCACGGUUUGGUUUCCAUCCAGAACAGGCUCUGAUGGCUGAGAGGAAAAGAAAAAAAAAAAAAACUGUGCCAAAAAGAAAAAGAAAAAAAAUGCUGUGAUAAACCAAAGGGGGGUGGGGAACUCCUCACGUGGUGGGUUUUUUUUUUUUUUCUUCCUAAAAAUUUGGACACUACAGUUAACUCUCACCAGGAUGUUCAAAGACCAGUUUGUACGGAUGACACGGGCAGCUUUGUAAUCCCAACACUUUCUAUUUUCUAGACUCUUUGUCACGUGGUUUUUCUAUGGGCUGGAAUCCUGUCGUCUGGGGGCCUUGGGUCUGAGGUGGAAACUGUUUUGGGUUUGUUGCUUCUUUGCUGAUGUCGCCUGCCCCCUCCACCUCCUUCCUUCCUUCCUUCCUUCCUUCGUGGUCCUGGUUGGCAUCACGCCCUCACAGAGUCUCUGACAGGCGGGGCUUUCUCGCCCUCCCCUCCCCUCCCCCCUCCCCCUCGCGCACUCUCUCCGCCCGUUCCUCAUAGUUGCUUCCCAUCUUAGGUCUCAAGGGCACUUUUGGCGCAUAAUAAGUGCUUUAUGUAAGAAGGCAGGGCAGGGGGACUUUUUACAGGAGGAAGAAAAAAAUAAGUGACUUAUAAGAGAAAGAACCCAGAGUAUUUUUGGAGAAAAAAAAAUAUUUUUAUGUUAAAACAAUUUUAAAAUCCUAAAAUGGCCAUCAGACAUAGAGAGCUUUGUGUGAUUCAUAUUUAAAAAAAUAAUAAAGUUUAGGAAGACACAGGCAGGGUCUGAGGUAGCUUUUUCCCUUCACUUUCAGCCUGUCGAGAGGCAGUGAGGAAUCUGUGUGGGAAGGGGCCAGCUCUGGGGUUGGCGUUGGGACUGUUCUACAGCAGAGAGGAAACUCCGGGCCCUUCCAGCUCGAAGACGACCUUGGCGUGUUUCAGGGUGUGUUGACCACAUAGUAGGCGGCAGGAGAGACCUGGAGAAGCGUGCCUUUGGACCCAAGAAGUGUUCCCAGGACCAGCGGCGUGGAAGGGGCCGUCACAGCCGUCCACUGGGCAGGAUGCCACCUGGCAUCGUUCGGGCCGCGGGGCCACCUGUGGUCCCCCCACCAAGAGCACCUCGGCGGGUCCUUGCACAGCUGACGGGACGGGCUCCAGGAUCUCACUGGGUCUAAUAUCGACAAAAACGAACAGGGAGAGAGGUUUUCGGUCCUGAAGGUGAAUUCCGUAGGUAGAGUGUCACUAAUAAUUUCUGUCCCCUUCAUAGCUUCUUCCUCUUGCAACAGAGGAGGAGAAAGGUUUUCUUUUUGUAAUAAUGAAUCUUUUUACUGUUUUUAAAAAAUUAAACGUGGCUUUGUGUUCCUA